Messenger RNA from Anopheles coustani, 3168 nucleotides. RefSeq names its product proton channel OtopLc (gene OtopLa). Lineage: Eukaryota; Metazoa; Arthropoda; Insecta; Diptera; Culicidae. Gene Ontology annotation, biological process: proton transmembrane transport. The record is from RefSeq and is a predicted model, not a curated record. The transcript is spliced from 12 exons. Gene Ontology annotation, cellular component: membrane. Gene Ontology annotation, molecular function: proton channel activity. Bases 109 to 3168 code for a protein of 1019 amino acids.
UUCCGCUACCACGGUGCGUAGGACUUGCAUCCGUUGUUUUGUUAAUUGGACUGUCAGGUGUUUGUCGCACGCCACGUUUGGAGCCUUCCGCGAAACCCUUGGCACGGAAUGAUACGCUGUCCGUACAUUCAUGAGAUGCAUGAACGUUUGCUAGGACCAACUCCCAGACGACCACUGCCUAUUGCGUUCCCUCCGCUAGCGAAGCCGGAAGUGAUGGACCGCGAAAGCGACUGCCUGCUCGAGAGCCGGCCGGAAAGCCGCCAGAUCGGCACGAUGGUGAAGCUCAACCCGGACGGCUUCGGGGCGCACACGACCUCCGCCUACCAUCAGUCGCCGCAACACAAAUCGCCACUAGUGCCUUGCCACGGGACGGACACGGACGAGGAGCAGCUGCGGGGCGCCGUGGGUCGGCACCAGCGCCGGGACACGGUCGCCAGUACCGUCAGCGACUCGGACGAGGACGGCAUCUAUCUGCGCACGCACCUGCGCAAGAUCGUCGAGGGUCGCAAGCCGAAGAACGCCAAAACUUCGCUCUUCAUCGUCACCAGUCUUGUCUACGCAAUGCUGCUGAUCGUAGUGUGCGUCGCGUACGUGAUAAGUGAUGUCACGACGCACCGCCUGCCUGUGAUCUACUACGAGGGCUUCUUUACCUACUUGUACGGUGCGAGCAUACUAUUUCUGCUGUACGUGUUCUGCUUCCUGCUGCAAGAGAGUUCCUGCUGCAACGGAAAACCGAAACCACCGAAGGAGAAAAAGCCAAAGAAGGAGAAGAAAUCGAAGAAAGCGACCGACGCGGAAGCCGGCAAAGACGGAAAGGACGGUAAGGAGGGGGGCGCGGCCAAGGAAGGCACAGCCAAGGCGGCGAAGGAGGAGGCGAAGGGCAAGAGCGCGUCCGCCAAAGCGAGCUCGUACCAGCAGUCGAACAAGCAGGAAGUGUAUCCGAAGAAAAAGCGGGACCAGCUGCGUGAGUCCCAGCGGCGCCGGGAGUCGUCCGAGACCGGGACACCGGGGACACCGGCGGCCACGGGCGACGUCGGUCUGUCCACGCCAGCAUCACCGGCCGGACGUAGCGGCAGCAGCGGCGGCCAUAGACGCGACCAGGACCGGGGCCACGAGAGUGGUAAAUAUGUCCUCCAUUUCGUCUCGUUACGUCAGGAAUCGACACCCGAUCCGGAAGCGGCUCUAUCUCCUCGUUUCAAGCGCAAGACUACUCAAGAUCCAGCUCAUGGAAGUUUCUUCCUGCGCGUGGGUGCCAUCGCGUUCGGUCUCGGCACGAUGAUCUAUACCGGGCUGGAGUUUGGUUCAUUCUUUGAGAUACCGUUCACCUCACCGUGUCACCAGAUCUUGCGCGGUGUUAAUCCGCUGUUGCAGAUGAUCUUUACCUUCAUGCAGAUGUACUUUAUCUUCAUGAAUGCUCGGCUGAACAUCCAUCGCUUCAAAGUGUUGGCCCGCUUCGGGCUGAUGCAUAUCGUGGCGACCAAUAUCUGCGUCUGGAUCCGCACACUGGUGUUGGAGUCGUUGAAGGAGAUUACCGCGUACCAUCAGCGGCGAGGUCCGGAGCCGGAGGACUCGGCCAUACUGGAGAAUAUCCGCCAGCAUACGCUGCGCAACGCCGGCAUGGUGAUGGGCACCGAGCUGGGACCGGGCAGCGACGUCGAGUGGGAGCCGCUCAGCGUGAACCUGAACGCCCAGGAGGACCUGCUGUCGCAGGACGCUUCCAGCGUGCUGUCGAAGAUUGUGCAGGGCACGGUGCACACACUCGCCGAAGCGACGACCACGCUGGUGACGGCCGCGUCAACGCCGUCGACGACCACCACGACAUCGACCGCUGCCCCAACAACCACUACGUCCAGCACGACGACCUCGACCACCACCACUACCCCGCUGUGGACAGAGCAGAGCACCAGCACUACCGGCUCAACCUCUACCACCACCACUACGGCCCGCAGCUUCGGCGGUGGCUUGCUGGAUCGACUGCGCGACAUCGUUACAACGGAGGUGACCACUGCCAGCACCUCCUACGAGUCACCGUCGGAUCACUUCGGCACCUCGUCGGACGGUGUGUCAUCGGCUGGCCCGACCAAUGCGACGGCGGCCUCCAUCGCCAACCCGUCCUAUCUGGACGCGCUGGGCGAUCACGUCAACUACCUGCACCGCAACAGCAGCCUCGAUCAGACGUACGAAAGCCUGGACGCGCUGUUCCCGUCGGCCUUCAUCGCCACCUCGACCGCCGUCUCGUCCAACUCCACCGCCGUCAGCUGCGGCCGGGUGAACAUCAUGGGCACGAUCGUGCAGGACUCGGCUCCGUACCUUUACCCGUUCAUCAUCGAGUACUCGCUGAUCGGAGCCGCCGUCAUCUAUGUCAUGUGGAAGCACAUCGGACGCUAUCCGAAGUUCACCAACGAGGAGGACCUGGAGCACCGUCUCGAGGUGAUGCUGUCGCGCCGUGCCGUCGUUAUGGCUCAGCAGGCUCGCACCGGCCGGGUGGAUUGUGUCGGCGCCUCCAAGGGUUUGUUCUUUGGGCUGCUGCUGCUGGUUGGGUCGCUGAUCUGCCUGAUCCUCUUCUUCGUGCUGGUUAGACACCCGCAGCUAUCCCUGCUGGCUAUCUACUUGGCGGACGCGUCGCACUGUGCUCUCAUGGUGCUGGCUAUCUUCGCCAUCAUCAUCGGCUUCAUUCGUGUUCAGAACCUGAAGUUCCGCUGUGAGGAGCAGAGCAACCUGAACGACAUUCUGCUGCGCAUCUCCGCCUUCGGUCUGUUCGUCUACUCCACGUUCAGCGUGAUCGCCGGCUCGCUCAACGCGCUCGAAAGCGAACCGAACCUGCUGGUGAUGGUGACCGGCAUCGUGGCCGUUGUCCAGGUCGUCAUCCAGCUGCUCUUCAUCGCCGACGUAUCGCGCCGACGCGUGCACCUGCCGGAGCACGACCGCAUCAAGCCGGGCCGCCAGAUCGUCACCUUCCUGCUGAUCUGCAACGUUUCCAUGUUCGCCAUCUACACGUUCGAGGCCCAGAAGGUGUUCGCCAACCCGGUCCAGCUGGAUUUCUACGGUUUCAUCGCCUGGUCGCUGAUCCAGCGCGUCACCCUGCCGCUCUGCAUUUUCCACCGGUUCCACAGCGCCGUCACGCUAGCCGAGGUCUGGAAGACUACCUACAAGGCGCGCCUGGAGUAA